AUGGCCGAGUAUACGCGGCUGCAAAAUUGCCUGGCGAUGAUCCGCCUCCGAAACCCACCGGUCAACGCGAUCAGAAUUAACAAGAACAUGAGAAAUAAAACAGGAAGGUAUGGCUGUUCCCAGUCUAGCCAUCACAUCCGCAUUCCUGCCAGAAGUGAGGAGGAAAGAAAAAGAGAAAAACGUGCUGAUAUCCAUAGUUUCAGAAUUCCUAGGACCUCUGGCCUUGCACUGGGAUCUAUAGUAGAUGAAAUACAAAGAAAUGCGAAGCCUGUGGUGGCAGCUAUUCAAGGCAUGGCUUUAGGAGGGGGACUAGAGCUGGCCCUGAGCUGUCACUACAGGAUUGCCCAUGCAGAGGCUCAAGUUGGCUUCCCAGAAGUCACCUUAGGAAUUCUUCCUGGUGCAAGAGGAACCCAGCUUCUCCCCAGACUCAUUGGAGUUCCUGCUGCACUUGACUUAAUUACCUCAGGAAGACAUGUUUUUGCAGGUGAAGCCCUCAAGCUGGGUAUUCUAGAUAAAAUUGUGAACUCAGACCCAGUUGAAGAAGCAAUCAAAUUUGCUCAGAGAGUUUCAGAUCAAUCCAUAGAAUCCCGUAGACUCUGCAACAAGUCAGUUCAGAGCUUGCCCAACAUGGACACCAUUUUCAGUGAAGCCUUCUUGAAGAUGAGGAAGCAGUACCCUGGGUAUCUUGCUCAGGAGGCUUGUGUUCGUGCCGUUCAGGCUGCCUCGCAGCAUCCCUAUGAAGUGGGCAUCAAGAAGGAGGAAGAGCUGUUUAUGUCCCUUAAGGAUUCAGAGCAGGCUAAAGCCCUGCAAUAUGCUUUCUUUGCUGAGAGAAAUGCAAAUAAGUGGACAACUCCCUCUGGAGCAUCCUGGAAAACAGCAUCAGCACGGCCCAUCUCCUCAGUUGGUGUUCUUGGCUUGGGAACAAUGGGCCGAGGCAUUGUCAUUUCUUUUGCAAGGGCCAAUAUCCCUGUGAUUGCUGUAGAACCAGACAAAAAACAGCUAGAGACUGCAAACAAGAUAAUAACCUCUAUCUUGGAAAAUGAUGCAACCAAGAUGCAGCAGAGUGGCCACUCUUGGUCGGGACAGAAACCCAGGUUAACUUCUUCUAUAAAGGACCUUGGUGAUGUAGAUUUAGUCAUUGAAGCAGUAUUUGAAGAAAUGAAGCUGAAGAAGCAAGUCUUCGCUGACCUGUCAAAUGUGUGCAAGCCAGAAGCUUUUUUGUGCACCAAUACUUCAGGCCUGGAUGUUGAUGAGAUUGCUUCUUCUACUGAUCGUCCUCACUUGGUCAUUGGCACCCACUUCUUCUCACCAGCUCACGUCAUGAAGUUAUUAGAGGUUGUUCCCAGCCAAUACUCUUCCCCUACUACCAUUGCCACGGUUAUGAACUUAUCAAAAAAGAUUAAAAAGAUUGGAGUAGUUGUAGGCAACUGUUUUCAGUUUGUUGGGAAUCGAAUGAUGAAUCCUUAUCACAAUCAGGCAUAUUUCUUGUUAGAAGACGGCAGUAAGCCUGAGGAGAUAGAUCAGGUGCUGGAAGAGUUUGGUUUUAAAAUGGGACCUUUUAGAGUGUCUGAUCUUGCUGGGUUAGAUGUGGGUUGGAAAUCUCGAAAGGAAAAAGGUCUUACUGGACCUACAUUACCUCCAGGAACUCCUGCCCGAAAGCGGGACAAUAGGAGAUAUUGCCCAAUUCCUGAUAUGCUUUGUGAAUUAGGACGAUUUGGCCAGAAGGUAGGUAAGGGUUGGUAUCAAUAUGAUGAACCAUUGAGUAGGGUUCACAGACUUGAUCCCUGGCUUUCCAAAUUUCUGUCACAGUAUAGGGAAACCCAUCAUAUUGAACCACGUAUCAUUAGCCAGGAUGAGAUCCUUGAGCGCUGCUUAUAUUCACUUAUCAAUGAAGCAUUCCGUAUCUUGGGAGAAGGGAUAGCUGCUAGCCCAGAGCACAUUGACGUUAUCUAUUUAUAUGGGUAUGGAUGGCCAAGGCACAGGGGUGGGCCCAUGUUCUAUGCCUCCACAGUUGGAUUGCCCACAGUGCUAGAGAAGUUGCAGAAAUAUUACAGGCAGAAUCCUGAUAUUCCCCAACUGGAGCCCAGUGACUAUUUGAAAAAACUGGCUUCCCAGGGAAACCCUCCUCUGAAAGAAUGGCAAAACUUGGCAGGGCCCCCCAGCAGUAAAUUGUGAUGCAGCCUUUCAGGUAAUGCUUCAUAUGCUGGCAUCAGGUAAUACUGAAUUUCAAUGAUAUUAAAUCUAAAAAUUCAAAGUAAGAUUGCUCUGAAAUACAAAGCAAAAGAAAUAAUCGGUCAGCAAAAUCUCCUCUUUGCGUCUUCUGUCUGAUGAUUCUACUGGGUCAGAUCUUUAGGAAUGUGCUUCCUGUGCCUCUGAAUCUGUCCCUAUAAGAUAAACUCAAUGAAUAAACCUGUGUUAAUACCAUAAUAGGUGAUGAGAGAGCCUCAGAAAUAGUUGAGGUUCCCAAGUGUUUUGAUCAUUAGAGAAAUGUCAGCAAUUAAUAAAUGAUAAAUACAGCUAAGUCAGAAAUUUAUUUUGACUUUUUUCAACCUUACACACAUAAUAUUGAUGGGAAAUCUUAAAGAUUGUACAUUCAAUAAACAUUUAUUGAGUGCUUCCUGAGCGUCUUGCACCGUCUGAGAGCACUUGGCAUAUCUAUAAUCCAGAGGGGCAUUAAACCAGUAAGGAAGCCUGUAAUGAAGUGCAGUUUGUAGUCCUCAGAGGUAGAGUGGCCGAAGGCUGGAAUUGUUGAGGGGUGGGAAUGGGGAGUGACUGCUAGUGGGUACAGGAUUUCUUUUGGGGUUGAUAAAAAUGUUCUAAAAU
Molecule: messenger RNA, 2823 nt
Organism: Galeopterus variegatus (Sunda flying lemur)
Lineage: Eukaryota; Metazoa; Chordata; Mammalia; Dermoptera; Cynocephalidae
Gene: EHHADH
Product: enoyl-CoA, hydratase/3-hydroxyacyl CoA dehydrogenase
Exons: 9
Coding region: 1-2175 (724 amino acids)
Biological process (GO): fatty acid beta-oxidation
Cellular component (GO): peroxisome
Molecular function (GO): NAD+ binding; (3S)-3-hydroxyacyl-CoA dehydrogenase (NAD+) activity
Source: RefSeq, a predicted model, not a curated record